Messenger RNA from Aspergillus aculeatus ATCC 16872, 2484 nucleotides. Its product is annotated as ankyrin repeat domain-containing protein. Bases 1 to 2484 code for a protein of 827 amino acids. NCBI's taxonomy places the organism in Eukaryota, Fungi, Ascomycota, Eurotiomycetes, Eurotiales, Aspergillaceae. Gene Ontology annotation, cellular component: cytoplasm. Gene Ontology annotation, molecular function: protein binding. The transcript has 2 exons. The record is from RefSeq and is a predicted model, not a curated record.
AUGGCUGCUCAGGAGGCCGUCUUCGCCGUCUCGGCCCAGGCCACCCAGCUGGGGAACCGCAUCUCAGUGCACAUGCUGGACUACCUGAGCACCGUCCAAGACUUGCCCGACGGAUUUCGUGAGUUGUCGCAGACCUUUCUCGACACUUGUCGCGCCCUCUGGGCUAUUGACGCGGGCCUCACCGAUUCCACCGCCGCCAACCGCCCCCUACCCGAGGUCAUCGUGGAGGAGGUGGCGAAGAAGUUCGUCGCCGCCUAUCGCGAUUUCCAGCAUCUCGACAAGCUUGUCACCAAACUGAUCCAAUACGAACAUCGUGGCGCCCUGGGGAGGCUCCAGCGAGGGUGGCACCGCCCCAGCCACGAACUCGGCCGCAUCCGUGAGUCCCUCCAGAAGACGACCGAAACCCUUCAGAUCAGCGUCCUGGCCUUCCACUGGACUCUCGGGGAACAGCCCUUGGUGGCCGAAACGGUGGGCAUUGGGUACGCGGGGCUGGCGGCGGCACUUGACCGCAUGGCUAAAGGUCGGUCGGUGAUGGGCAUCAACAAGGCCAAGUCCCUGGAACGCGUAGCCACCCAAAUGACCUCGGUGCCUUCAUCUCCCGUGCCCUCGGUGCCUCCGAAAGAGCCACUCGUCCAACCCGCGACUGGCAUCAACAGUCCACCCCAAUCCAAUCCCGAUGAUACACUGUCCUCCGUCCUCUCCCUCGAUUCCCUCCUCCUCUCGAACCACCACGAUCGCGAUUUGCCCCCGUCGCCGCCGCUCGAGCCCUUGCCACGAUUGCCACGACCAGACAGUCCACCCCUUCGGACGAGCUCGCGGGAGUCGCGUGCCGAGACUUUGAUGGCCCCUGAGGGCGAUACAUAUGGAGAGAUCCUUACGCAGACCCGGGCGUACAAUUCGUCCCCCCGACCGCCGCAUCGCACGCCCAGCCGGACCAGCGCAGCCAGUGCCACCCAGCUACGCAGCGCUCUGGCCUCCGCCGUCCGGGGCCGUAACCACAAAUUACUGGAGCAGCUCCUGGACAGUGGCGUAUCACCCAACUUGGGAGAACAGAUUCAUCCGCUGAACGAGGCCGUGCAUCAGCGGGACUUUGAGGGGAUGCGGCUGCUCCUGCUUUUCGGGGCAAAUCCCAACGCACCUGAUCGGGAGGGUAAGACGCCAUUGCUCGUGGCGGUGGAGGAGUCCUUUGUGGAUGGCGCGACCUUGUUGUUGAAAUACCGCGCUGAUGCCAACUACGCCCCGGAGUCGGGGCUGGACUCGCCGCUGAGCCGCGCGAUCGCAAACGGCAAAAUCAGCAUGGUGCAGCAGCUGCUCGCGCAUGGAGGGAACCCGGAUAACGCGACCCCCGACGGCAGCACAGCGCUGAUCGAGCUGAUCCAUCACCGUGCGCCACCCCAGCUCGUGAGCCUGUUAUUGGAGGCUGGCUGCGACCCCAACCGCAAGGGCCGCCAGGGAAAGACAGCCCUCAAUGAAGCGGUGCAGAGCGAGCAGGUCAACAUGGUGACAGCCUUGCUGGAACAUGGGGCAAAUCCGAACUUGCCUGGCCCUGAGCAUGUCCUCUGGCUGGCCAUUUAUCGUCCUGCCUGCCUGCGGGUGUUGCUUGCUGGCGGAGCCGAUAUCAAGAAGACUCCCGGCCUCAUGGAGCAGGCUACCAGCAUCAAUAACAUCGAAGCUGUCCGCAUCCUGCUACAGGUAGGGGUCGAUCCCAACGCCAAGAAGGAUGGUAUCUACACGCCACUCUGCUCAGCCAUCCGCGACGAUCGGUCCGACAUUGUCAGCUUACUGCUGGAACAUGCGGCGAAUGUCAACGAUCGCAAUGCCCAAGGACAUACAGCCCUGACCACCGCCAUCCGGGAGAACCGGUCCGAGAUGCUGAGCUGUCUGCUCGCCCACGGGGCUGAUCCCAAUCAGCGAGGUCAAGAUUGGCCGGUGUGUAUGGCGGUGCGUUCGCCCGCUCUGCUGCAGCGUCUGCUCCCGAUGGUUCCUGAUCUGUCCGCCCACAAGGGCGUCAUGGAGAUGGCGGUCCUGGCCAACCAGCUAGAGAGCAUCAAGCUGCUGUUGGCUGCGGGGGCCAGUGUCGAGUACAAGAACGGUGGCGUCUUCUCGCCGCUGACGACCGCGCUGCGUGAGCGGUACGUGGACAUUGUGCGCUUUCUGUUGGAAGAGGGCGGCGCCGACCCCAAUGCCCCCGGUGAACAUCUUCCCCUCGUCAAAGCGGUUCGUCGUGUCAUCAACGGCGACUAUUCUAUGGUCGAACUUCUUCUUGAGAAAGGCGCCGAUCCCAACAAGACUUACCGGGAUUGGAACGCGAUCAUGCAGGCGAUCGAGUACCGGGACCUGCACUUGUUGCACCUCUUGGUUCAGAAGGGCGGCGGCGCUGAUCUCACACAGCACGAUGACGCCGGCCGGACGGUGUUGGAGAUGGCUGAUGCUUCCGGCUGGUCCGAGGCUACGCAGUUCCUCCUCGACCACGCGCGGCCGUGA